UUUUAAAGAAGAGCUAUGCACAAACACAAGAGACGCUGUCUAGAGUGGAACUAUGGACACAACUUAUGAACAGGACUCUGAAGUCAAUGAGGAAUAUGUGAAUAUGCCUGUCAUCAGGAAUGUGAUGAUGAAGAGAAAAUAUGGAGGGAAGCCAUUGAAGUGUAUUGUGGUGGGCUUUGCACUGCUGUGUAUUCUUCAAGCCAUUCUCAACGUCUCUCUGCGUCUCUACUCCCAGACAUGUCAGACAGACGAGAGUGAUAAAUCCAUGAAUUUAACGGAUGAAAACACAAAACAGGACUGGCUGUAUUUCAACAACACUUUCUACUUAAUGUCUUCUACUAUGAAAUCCUGGAAGGACAGUAGAGAGGACUGCUUGCAAAGAAACGCAGACCUGGUGGUUAUCAACAGCAGAGAAGAACAGGACUUUAUUAUGAGAUGGCAGAUUGAGUCCUGGAUUGGGCUGAGUAUCAGAGGCACAGAGGGAAACUGGGAAUGGGUGGAUGGUACAAACAUUACUUUAAGUUACUGGGAAGUCGGUGAACCGAACCGUUAUAAACAAGAGGAAGACUGUGUUGAAGUAGGGAACAACAACUGGGCUGAUGUGUCGUGUAAUGAUUUAAACCUCUGGAUCUGUGAGAAGAAGGCAUCUCCCACAGCACCAAUCGAAGCAGGAACUGGGGAAAAGAUGAACCAGACGGUGGCGAUAAAAUCGAAGAGUGUGCAGAACAACGUAGGAGGGAGCUGCCCAAAAUCUGGAAUGAUGCCUUUUGUAAUAAACCAAACUUCUGGAUCUGUGAGAAGGCCGCUGGUAUGGAGCCUCUGGAAGGGGACCUGUAUCCAGACGAUCCCUGAAGAGAGAGACCUGGCUCUUGGAACCGAUCCAUGCCCGGUCUCUGGCUCCAUGGCCCCCAUCCCCUCAUUCUCUGGUGUGGUCCCCGUGCCUUGCUCCCCUGAGGUCCACAACGCUGGCUUUAACUCUUCAACAAUCCUUCACCCAGGCUUCGUCUGUUGACCUUGUUGUUUAUUGCAUUUGGUACCUAGAAGUUGUUUUGAUUUUAACAUUUUGUUACUGUUAUUUUAAUGAUAUUAAACAAUGUUAAUGUCAAUCUAACAAUGUUAAUGUCUCCAGACGCAUUCGCAUUGUUUCUUUCCUACUUCUUGGCGGGUAUCUGUGUACAACGUAUGUGUGCCUGAGGUAGUGAGAUGCUAUUAACGAUACAGUAGGGUAGAUUACAUUACAUACAGACUCUGUUUCUACCUCGUGCUCUCCCUCUCGCCUAAUAAUUCACAAUCAAACAUUAAGUGUAAUAGAUAAAAAAAACGUGAAGCACUCAUUGAUAGGAGGGUAAUCAGAUUAUUUGCAAAAGUUAUUAAAAUAUUGCUAACUAUUGGUGGUGUAGUAUUCACUGUUCCUUGUCUUUGAACAAAAGAACGAAAGAAGCUCCAAAAAGACGCAGAAUGCUGUGUGAAUACUCCAGCCGUUGCGCACAUUCGGCAAAGCAGGACAUUGCAAAUAUCCGGUGUUUUGCAGUCAAACGUGUCAUAAAAGUAAUAUUUCUAAGAAUUUUUAAUUAGAAUUUUAACCACCUGCACCUUUUUGAAACUUUGUGCAUUUAUGUGCAUUUACAUGCAAUAUCUUAAAUACAUUGCACUUUCUAAAAAGCUUUUUUAACUUUGCCUUUAUUUUCUAUUUUAAUACUAAAAUGCCUUUUUAACUUUCUAUUUUACCCAUUUCUUUGAAUAUGUUUUCUUUUACUUAUCUAUUAUUUUAUUUUAUUGUAUGACAAUGUUUAUAUGUGAAGCACUUUGAGUCUGCUUUGUGUAUGAAAAGUGCUACAUAAAUAAAGUUGCCUUGCCUUGCCUUGCCUAA
Gadus macrocephalus (Pacific cod) is the source of this 1870-nucleotide messenger RNA. Its product is annotated as C-type lectin domain family 4 member E-like. Lineage: Eukaryota; Metazoa; Chordata; Actinopteri; Gadiformes; Gadidae. Gene Ontology annotation, molecular function: fucose binding; D-mannose binding. The record is from RefSeq and is a predicted model, not a curated record. Bases 53 to 1012 code for a protein of 319 amino acids. The transcript is spliced from 9 exons. Gene Ontology annotation, biological process: biological process involved in interspecies interaction between organisms. Gene Ontology annotation, cellular component: external side of plasma membrane.